Molecule: messenger RNA, 3301 nt
Organism: Schistosoma mattheei
Lineage: Eukaryota; Metazoa; Platyhelminthes; Trematoda; Strigeidida; Schistosomatidae
Source: the annotation of a GenBank genome assembly
GUCGGACAUUUUUCAAUUAGUCUUACCUGUUGCUCUUACUUUUUUAUCUAGUUCAACAUUAUUUCUCCAGAAAAAUGCCAAGACCAGCUUCAGCUCAAUCUGAACAAGAAGACAAUACCGAUUUACUAUUAAUUGAAGAAUAUGAACGACUGAAUAAUCAAUUAAGAAUAUUACAAAAUGAACGUCAAAAACAAACUGAAGAAUUUACUGUUAAACUGGGAAAAUAUAAGAAAGCUACAGAAAUAUUAGAAAAAGAAAAUGAAGAAAUUAAAUGUUUGUUAACGUUAGUAGAUAGUGAACAAAAUAGAAAACAAGAUAUGAAAUGUAUUGAACAAUUAAAACAAAUUUUAAAAGAGCAAGAUAAUAUACAAUUACAAAUUGAUGAAUUAAAAACUUAUGGAAAACGUUUAGAUAAUGAGACACGUAAAAUAGAAAAUCUUAUCCAAGAAAAACAACAAAUUCGUAUGAUACAAACUAAAAAAGAAACUGAAACCAAUGAAUUAAAAUUACAAAUUGAAAAAAAAUUAGUUACUAUGGAAAAUAAUUUACAUGAAAAAAAUAUGAAAUUUUGUGAUACAUUAGCAUAUAAUAAUAAAAUACGCCAUGAAAUAGAAUGUGCUAGAAAUGAACGAAAUAUUUAUUAUGCAAUACAUCAAAAAUUAAAAGAUAAAUUAAUACAUUUAAAUAAAUUAAAAAUUAAAUUAAUUCAACAAGCAAGUCUUAUAUAUGAUCAAAGAGCGGAUGCCAAAAAUAAAAUUAAUGCAUUAAAAGAAAAAAAUGAUAAAGAUAAUAUUGGAUUUGAAACUGAAAUGAAAGAUUUACAAAGAAUUAUUGAUCAUAAUGAUCAAUUAAGAAAAUUUAUGACAAUUAAAUCAGAUGAACGUUUAGAUUGGAAACAGAAAGCAGAAAAUCGUCGACGUAAAUAUGGUGCUACUGGUGAAAUAGCACAACAACAAAGAAGUUUAAAAAUUCAAGAAUAUGAAUCAGCAAUGAAUCGUUUACAAUUAAUCACUGGAAAAUCUGAUGUUGAACAAAUGACUAGAUAUUAUAAACGUAAUGAAGAUGAUAACUUUACAAUGUUUAAAUAUGUGACUGAAUUAAAUAAUCAGAUUGAAUGCUUAAAUGAUAAUAUCAUAAAUAUAGAGAAGACAAUUAAAGAAUACGAUGAAGAAAAAAAAGUGUUUGAAAGACAAAGAGUUAAUAAAAUGACUGAAUUACAGGCACAAAUCAAGUCCGAUAAAGAAGCAGCUAAUACAGCUGAAAAUCGUACAAUACAUAUACAUAAAUUAUUAGAUCAAAUUAAAACGGAAAUAAAACAGUUAACUAUAAAACUUGGUUGUGAUUUAUCUAGAAUAACCGAAAUGCUUGGCGGUGACGGUGAUCAAAUAACUGAAAGAAAUUUAAUGCUUUAUCUUAGCGUAUUAGAACAAAGAGUAGAUGAAUUAUUAUCAGUUAAAUGUUAUUCACAAACUAAAGUAAGAAAUAGUAAUAAUAUUUUAUUCAAAACCUUUGAUAUCUAGCGAUUAUUCACAUUUGUAGAAUUCCCUGAAACAUACGGAAGUCAGUCGUGGUCCGAAUACCUCAACAGUGACUGUGGAUCCAAGUGAAAGAAGAUCGAGUUCACCAGGGAGCACCAAUUCCCUCAUUACUGCACGUACACAUUACUGACAAGUGCUGUGCAGCACUAAAUUUUGGCCCAGCAUUUCCUGUCGACUUCCGAUCUGAACACUCUAUGAUAGAACACUCACUUGUUUUGUUAUGACACCUUUGAUAUCGCUCGUGAUUUAAUUUUGUUCAUAGUUGGUUAUAGUUAUCAGUGUCGUUUGGGAUACGAGUUUCAUUCUGUUCCGAUAAGUUAAUGUCAAUUUUUCAUUUUACGUCAGAUACGGUGCACAACUAACGGCACUUCAAUAUGUGGAACCCUACAGUCGCAAAUCAAAAGACGGUAAAAGUAGCGGAGGUGGUUGUUGGAGCUAUUAGUAUUGGGUAUAAAAUCAUUAUGAGUCGGCCAAUCCGCAACAUGCCACGUUGAUAUUCUAGAAGGCUCUAUCAGGUUCUGAUUAGACGGAAUCUCUUCGGAUACUUGAGAGCCUCUGGAGGCUUUGUCACGCUUUUCUUGGCUGUCCCAGCGAUCGGGUGCUUAAUCCCAGAUUCAUCUGUUUGGUGAGGCCCAGAGAUUACCUAAACGAGUUAUUUUCAUUUCAUUAUAACCUUCAUUAAAUACAAAUACAUUUAUAUUCGAAAUGUUAUCACAUAGUGAUAACGAGAGGAUCAAAUAACGUUAGUUAAUAAUAAUUUAUCGAUCCAUGAAACAAUCUGCAAUGACCGUUAUUAUGAAAUAUAAUAUUUAUAUAAUUUCUAACGCUGUAACAUCUUAAACGACUAAAACAAAUGGAAAAAAAGGGAAAGAAGAUCAAAGAUGCUUGACAAAUAUAUCAGCUACUUUAUUUGCGUAGAUUUUUGUGACUAUUUAUUGAAACUGAUUCUAGACCACUUUAAUAAAUUGUAGGCUUAUUUCAAAGGUUGUUCGAUUGCUUCAAACUAAUUAACAAUUUACAUACGUUUUUGUUAUGGGCUGUAUCAUUCCUGUUGUUGUUAAAGGCAGCAAUUGUUCAGCUUCUUUUGGGCUAUGUACGUUCUGAGAGGGCUGCAUUGAUAUUCCUACUUGGUCACAAGUUUUUAUUAGAGCCAGAUAGUUGAUGUUUGGAGCAUAAGAUUCUGCUUUCGGAUCCCAAUAUAAACAUCAGUACAUGUCCUGUAUUCCGCUGGCAGUCAUGAUCUAACUUAAAUAAGUUCUGUAUAAUAAUAACGCUGUCGGAUAAUUUCUGUGUGGCGAUGUUUUCAUGUUUGUGUUCUAUAGGCUUACAGAGUGAAAUAGUCUGAUAAUCAACGAUGUACAGCCCAAUAAUAUUUACUCUGAAAAAGUUGCUUCCAUUAAGUCACGAAACCUCAGAAAUAUAUUUUUUUCCACUGAUUGGGAUAUAACAUAAAUAUAUUUAUUAUUAACUCCCUACUCAAUGCUCAAUUUAUUUGAAACUGUCAAGUCCAACCUUGGUAUUUAUACCUAUGAAAUAAUUUGGUAGGAUUUGUUAGUUCCAACAGUUUCCACUCCGUAUUCCCAUAAAAUUAUUCCAGUUAAUGUGUAAUCGACAUCCUAUACUAUAAUAUAAAUUCAUAAUUUCAAACAUAAUGACUAUUUAGUUUAAACAAAUCACUGUAUUUGUUUAUAUUGUAUCAUUUACUGAACUGACAAAAUAGAUUCUAUAACAACAUUUUAGGGACAUAGUGAUGAGAUGAGUCA